Molecule: messenger RNA, 686 nt
Organism: Gossypium raimondii (Peruvian cotton)
Lineage: Eukaryota; Viridiplantae; Streptophyta; Magnoliopsida; Malvales; Malvaceae
Product: small nuclear ribonucleoprotein SmD1a
Exons: 4
Coding region: 154-498 (114 amino acids)
Biological process (GO): RNA processing; spliceosomal snRNP assembly
Cellular component (GO): U2 snRNP; pICln-Sm protein complex; U1 snRNP
Molecular function (GO): RNA binding
Source: RefSeq, a predicted model, not a curated record
UUUUAGCAGUGGCCCGACCCCUAAAUCACCCCCGACUCCGAUACCUGGUAGAAGCAGCACACAGGUCCAUCUCCGUCUCCUCUCUUUCCCGCUUCCUUCGACUUGCUUUCUCGCCUUUUGCUUCAAACCCUACUUCUCUUCUCUCUUCUCAAAAUGAAGCUCGUCAGGUUUUUGAUGAAGUUGAACAAUGAAACGGUGUCGAUUGAGCUCAAGAACGGAACCGUCGUUCACGGCACCAUCACAGGCGUGGAUAUCAGCAUGAACACCCAUCUGAAAACAGUGAAACUUACAUUGAAGGGGAAAAAUCCAGUGAGUUUGGAUCACCUCAGUGUGAGGGGUAAUAAUAUUCGCUAUUAUAUCCUGCCUGACAGCUUAAAUCUUGAGACAUUGCUGGUUGAAGAUACACCAAGGGUGAAGCCCAAGAAGCCAACAGCUGGCAGGCCUUUGGGACGUGGUCGGGGUCGUGGGCGUGGACGUGGACGUGGUCGAGGCCGUUGAAUAUGUUGCUCUGUUUCCAAAUUUUUGUGACCGCUGGAUGUGUAGGCAGCUUUGUUGUAGUGAGAAUUUGUGGGCGAUGCUACGAAUUUUAAAGGAAUUGUAUUGGUGUUUUACUGUUCUGUGUGAUUAUUAGCCUGGGUUGAAUAGCUUAAUCAUGAAUCCAGAGGUUCACCGCUCUUUCGUUUUCA